Messenger RNA from Lagenorhynchus albirostris (white-beaked dolphin), 2061 nucleotides. It is a transcript of the gene SH3BGRL, whose product is annotated as SH3 domain binding glutamate rich protein like. The transcript is spliced from 4 exons. Gene Ontology annotation, cellular component: cytoplasm. The record is from RefSeq and is a predicted model, not a curated record. NCBI's taxonomy places the organism in Eukaryota, Metazoa, Chordata, Mammalia, Artiodactyla, Delphinidae. Bases 210 to 554 code for a protein of 114 amino acids.
UCCGGGGUUUGGGGCUGGGACUGCCGCCCUCUGAGCCCAGUGAAAGCAGCCAAGGGAGGAGGCGGGGCUCUGGCGAGUUCCCCUUCCACCUUCCCCCACCCUUCUUUUCCAACCUCUGUAAGGCCCCUAGCUUGAUUCCAGCCUUUGCUGCAGCUGCUUUCCAGGCGUUUGCAGGACUCAAACAACUACAGCCGCUGUUCCCAACCAAGAUGGUGAUCCGUGUGUAUAUUGCAUCUUCCUCUGGCUCCACGGCGAUUAAGAAGAAACAGCAAGAUGUGCUUGGUUUCUUAGAAGCUAACAAAAUAGGAUUUGAAGAAAAAGAUAUUGCAGCCAAUGAAGAGAAUCGGAAGUGGAUGAGAGAAAAUGUACCUGAAAACAGUCGACCAGCCACAGGGUACCCCUUGCCACCUCAAAUUUUCAAUGAAAGCCAGUACCGUGGGGACUAUGAUGCCUUCUUUGAAGCCAGAGAAAAUAAUGCAGUGUAUGCCUUUUUAGGCUUGACAGCCCCACCUGGUUCAAAGGAAGCAGAAGCUCAGGCAAAGCAGCAAGCAUGAACCUUAAACAUUCUGCCUUAAGCAUCCUGACAAAGGAGUCUCCACUGCUUUUUAUAAAAUAGCAAAAUUAUCUUGGCUUCAAAAGAAAUAGGCUUAAUGUUGAAAUAAUAGAUAGUUGUUGUUUUCACAUGCAAACAAUCAAAAUGAAUACAUAAUUAAAAUGUGAACAUUAUGAUGAGGAGAAUGGGAGAUGAACUUAAAAUUUUAAGAGGUGUCAUGGAAUAGUAUUGUUGUCUGCUAAGGCAUUUUAUGUACUUCAGUGAUUUUAAAAAGCAAACACCUGUUCCCUUUUUUGAUAUUAUUAUUGCAGCUUAAGUAUAUCUGUAACUCUACAUUAAGUAACUUUAAAAGAUGAGUGAGAAAGAAUCUGUCUCUUGUUCCCAAAUUGCCUCAAUUUUAGUGAACAAAAAUAUGUACCUUUUUGAUGUGAAAUUAUUGUGAUUAAAAAGUAGUUGCAGAUAAUGUUUAUGAUAUGUCAGACAUUGUAAUUUCUGAUGGUAAUUAUAACAUUUACAUUCUUUUGUAGUUAAAACUUCUAUGUACUGAACCACAGGUUUUCUAGGCUUCUAAAUGUAGCCUUUCAUUGCAUGUUUCAGUGAUCGGAACAGAUGACCUCCCACCAAAAUAAAGAUGUAUUCAGUUGACAAAUUUCUUGCUUAACUACACAGCUAUGAUGCAAUCAUGUUACUAAGUUGCUUGCCCCAGUGAAAUAUGCAUAUGUAUGCUAUGGAAGUAUGAUGGCAAAUAAGUUAAAAACGGCAUCCUUUUGCAAAGAGUUCAGACUUUUUUUUUUUUUUUUUUUUUUUUUUGUGGUACGUGGGCCUCUCACUGUUGUGGCCUCUCCCAUUGCGGAGCACAGGCUCCAGACGCGCAGGCUCAGUGGCCAUGGCUCAUGGGCCUAGCCACUCUGCGGCAUGUGGGAUCUUCCCGGACCGGGGCACGAACCCAUGUUCCCUGCAUCGGCAGGCGGACUCUCAAUCACUGCGCCACCAGGGAAGCCCCAGAGCUCAGACUUUUAAUUAAAUAUUUUAAAAUAGGCUGGAACUCAUUUUUCCCCUUUUAAAACCACUUGUGAUCACGAAUGCCACUAUCUCUCAGAUAUUUAAUCUUUUGGUUUCAGCUUAGGCAUAUAUUGUAUGAGUACAUUAAUCUAAGCAGAGAAAAUCUUUUCUAUGCCUCUAUUCCAGUGAAUAGCGUAAGUAUCAGAUAAAAGGAUCAAUUUAAAAAAUGUUAAUUUUGAAAACUUCUAAGAAGAUAAGAAACAUUAUGGCCUAAAUCACCCAGAAGACACAUAUAUUGUACUUUAGUUCCACAUUAAUAUUGUACUUUAGUUUCACAUUACUAAAAGCAAACACCUUUUACUUUAAAUUACUUUAUCAUAUCAUUUGAUGUAUGCAAGUCUGUGCUCUUUGCCAAAAUCAAUAUACAAUGAAGACAUGGCUUUGUUUACUGAGAUUCAAACAUGAUGCAAUGCUUUAAAAUAAACUCAGUACUGUCAGAAACAUAA